Molecule: messenger RNA, 343 nt
Organism: Meloidogyne enterolobii
Lineage: Eukaryota; Metazoa; Nematoda; Chromadorea; Rhabditida; Meloidogynidae
Source: the annotation of a GenBank genome assembly
AUGGAUAGAUUAGUUGAGAAAAAGUCAGAUCGGGUUUUAUGGUUAAAUGGUGGCCCUGGAUGUUCUUCACUUCUUGGUCUAUUUACCGAAUUAGGGCCCUAUUUACUUUUGGAGGAUGGCUCUAAUAAAUUAAUUAAAAAUCCUAAUGCCUGGAAUAACAAUGCCAAUGUUUUGUUUCUUGAAUCGCCUGCGGGGGUUGGAUAUUCUUAUUCAACUGAUGAAAAUAUUACUACAAAUGAUGAUGAAGUAAAUAAUUAUAUAUAUUUUUAGGAAUUGGACCAGCGAACGCGCCGACAUUAAAAUUACCGAAUUCGAGAAUAGGGACGGCACGCUCCUCAAUAUG